This is a messenger RNA of Rosa rugosa (rugosa rose), 492 nucleotides long. RefSeq lists its product as uncharacterized. The record is from RefSeq and is a predicted model, not a curated record. The coding region runs from base 1 to 492 and encodes 163 amino acids. The transcript has 2 exons. NCBI's taxonomy places the organism in Eukaryota, Viridiplantae, Streptophyta, Magnoliopsida, Rosales, Rosaceae. Gene Ontology annotation, molecular function: nucleic acid binding; RNA-DNA hybrid ribonuclease activity.
AUGGUGCACCAUCAAAACAAAGGUGCACAAAGUCAAAACAAAGUUAAUUGGGCACCACCUCCAAUGGGAACACUUAAGUUUAACUUUGAUGGGGCAUGUGAUGUGAAAAGAGGAGUAUGUGGUCUGGGAAUAGUCUUCAGAGACCACCAGGGACAUUUGAAAGGUGCUCUUGCAGUCCCACAAGUAGGCAAUCUCCCCCCUAGAUCUGUGGAGGCCCUAGCUCUUCUACAUGGUCUUCAAUUUGCAGCACAUGUCGGGUUCACCAACAUUGACAUUGAAGGUGAUGCUCUCUCAGUUAUCGACACUCUACAUGAAAGUUCAGAGGAUCUAAGUUAUGAAGGUCAUUUAAUUGAGGAAAUUGAGUUUUUAAUUAAGUCUUUUCCUAGUUAUAGUAGCCAUUUUGUGAGGCGGGAAGGUAAUGAGAUUGCCCACCGUUUAGCAAAAGAGGUUUUGAAAGUGAAAAUUGAAGACAGUAUUGAAGGCACUGGCUAA